AUGGAAUAAUUUCAAUGGAUUUUAGUAGCAACUCUUAUAUAUAACCUUGUUCAGAUUGACUCAAAAAAUUGUAGCAUAAUUUAGAUUGAAUAAGGAGAGUAAUUUAUCUCAGAAAGAUUAAAUGUUUUAAUAAUUGAAAGUGAUCAGGAUGAAUUUUCAGAUUUAAAUUAUGCAAAAUACAAAAUCAUUAAUGAAUCACUAAAAUUUUCUAAUUUUUUAGAGAUAUAAAUAAUAUCUACAUAAAUAAUUGAAAAUUAUAGUUUCAAGUCAAUUGAUGAUAAACUUUUCUGUAUAUUCAUAAAAUCUUAAAUCUAUUAAAUCACUUGUAUAAGAGUUUUCAAUUUAUACUCAAAUGAAGUAUUGAAUUAUAAAGAAAACAAAUUAGCAGCAAUUGAAAUGUAAAUUUAAGAUGAUUAUUUUUGUUAAGACUUUUUUUUAAGUUAAGAAGCAUAAUUUCAAAUUUUUUGUUAAAAAAAUAACUAUUUAACUAUUUAUAGUGUUGAUUUAAAUAAUACAAUCAAUUUAUAAUUAUAAUAAGAAAUUCCCUUGAGAUAAUAUGAACUAUGUAAGAGAACAGUUUUUUAAUUAGAGAAUAAUACAUAUUUAAUUUGCUUCUUCAAAUGUGAAGAUUGGGGUUUAUAUUAAUAUAAUAACUAAGAGAUGAAGACUAUUUUGAAUGAAUAAUUAGCUUUAAAUAUCUAUGCAAUCUAAAUUAAAUAUUUAGAAAACAUUUAAAUUUGUUUAAAAUACAUGUACUUGCUUAUUCAAACAGGAGUUCAUUUGUUUAUUAUAAAUCAAUUUAAUCAUUUACAAUAUCAAAUUUUCUGUUAGAGCCCUUAGUAUUUAAUAUAAAUUGCACUGUCUUAAAGUUGUAACCUUAUUUCUUUUGUUCUAUAUGAUUCUUCUAUCAAUAAAACAACAAUAUAGAGUAUCUAAUAAGAAUUUGAAUAAUAAUUUGAAGGUAGACUAUAAAAUGUAAAAUUACUUUAGGGUAUCUUUAUGGUGUAAACUUAAAACGAACUUCAAGUUAUUUAUAAUUCUUAAUUCAACUAGACUAUUAAAAUGAAUUCUAAUUAUGUUAUUUUUAAUGAUCAGCAUAAUUUAAUCUACUUACAUGAUGAGAUUGCUAAUGAGAUAAUAUUUUAUAAGUUCUCAUAUCCUAGAAAUUUGAUUUAGCCUACUAAAAAAUACAUUUUUUAUGUUUUCAACUAUUAAUAAGAUAUUCAAAUAUGCAGAGAGAUUUAAUAUAUCACCUAGAACAACUCUAACUCUGUGUUAACUUUAAGCUUUAAUAAUAAGUGUUAAAAUACUUAAUAAUUGUUUUAUAGCAAGAAGAAUUUGUAAUUACCUUAUUAAUAUGAAAUUAAAAUUGAUAAAGAUUAUAAAUUUGAAAUUAAAAUAUCAGACAUUAAAUGUUUUUUUUUAAUUUGUUCAAAUUUAAAAAACAUCAACCAAUAAGAUAUAAUUUUACUUUAUUAUGAAAGUUAAAAUCAAGGGUAUGCAGUCUUAAAAAAACAAUUUUUAAUAUAUGUAUAAAAUUGUUACGGCGGUCUGCCUAAAUUUUAAAUUAAUACCAGAGCAUGUUAAGUAUUUUAUUGUUAAAGUUAUUUGCUUUUAUUUUUUUAAAAUAAAAAUGUGUUAAAACUAAUAAAUUUUCAAAAUGGAAAAAUUGUUGAAAUAAAAGUGAGUAGUGAAAUUAAAAAUAUUGUUUAAUUUAAAAAUUGUAUACUAAUAUUUACAUCAAAUAGUAAAGAUAUAUAACUUUUAGAUCUACAUCUUCAAGACUAAAUUAUUCUGGAUUACAAAAUAAUUAAAAUUCUUAAAAUCUUAAAUGAAAUUUAUCUUUAAGAAAAGUCAGAAAUAAUUGAAGCUUUUUACUAUUCAAGAACAGUCUCAAAAUUUAUUCAAUAUCUUUAAUUUUUAAUUGUUGAAGACCAUUAAAAAAUUACUCUUUUUAGAUUAGAAAAUAUUUAAAUUGUUUUUCUAAAGGGAUUUAAUGGCAAUUAAUUUUUCAUAUUAGGAAUACACCUAAAGUAUAAUUAAAUAAUUAUUUAUCAUUUUGACUUUCAAUAAUUAUAAAUUUUAUAUAAUUUAUAACUGGGGGAUUAUGAAAUAAUUAGACCUUUAAAUUAUGACAUUAAUGAAUAAUAUUUAGCAAUAGCAAGUAGAAAAGAAAAAAAGAAUUUUGUAUUAAUAUUUGAGAUAAGAUUUACGAAAUCUCUAAAAUUGAUCAAAAUUCUUGAAAUUAGCAAAUUUAUAUUUUUUUUCAAUUCUGGCAAAUUUUUUUAUUAUAAUUCAAAAGAUGAAAUUACAAUAUUUAAUUUUUCAGACUUCGAAAUUUAAUUAGAAAAUCUUGUUCAAUAAGAAAUGGAGGAUAUUUCAAAAUAAGUAAUUUCUUUUUCGAUUAUUUAAACAAGUUAAACAGAUCCUAUUUUAAAUAUUACAUUCACUAUAAAUAUCUAUGAUGAGUGUUAUAGAUUAUUCCCAAAAAAGAGUAAUUAUUUAAUGAAUUAUUCAUAAUAUUAACUUCAAAAAAUCAUAAUCUCUGACUUUUUUCAUGGGGUAAUAGAUUCAAUAAAGAUUUAAGAUGAUAAUGUAACUCAAAUUUUUGGUCCAUUAUUAUUAUCCGAAAUAACUUAUAAUUAAAAUAAUAAAGAUGGAAUUAUUAUAAAGAUUGUUAAACUUGAAUACUUAUAUAAGGAUAAUUCAAAAUAAUAACUACAACUUUUAUAUUACAAUAGAGGUUAAGAUAGAUUUAUUUUUUACGAAUAAAAUGCAAAAAUUAUAAAUGUAAUUGUUAUUGAUGAAGAACGAAUAUUGAUAUUAUUUUAAUCCAGCCCAAAUAAUUGUUUAAAUGGAAAUAUUUAUUAAAUUGAAUAAGAUUCUUUAAAUUUUGUAAUUAGGAACCAAAUUUUUUCAACAGAAAUUAUACUAUAUCGUAAAUACGAAGAUUAUAGAAUUUUUAAAACUGGUAAUUUAAUUGCUUUUUAAUCUGAAACCUCUUUGAUAAUUUAUAUAAUUAUUAACAAGAUCAUUCAUUUAGUUGAAAAUUAUUCUGAAAUUUAAGAAAUCCAUAAAAUUUAAGGAAACAAUAAUUAUUAUAUUACACUCUCAUAAGUAUAUCAUGAGUAUUUUUUUUUAAUUCUUUCUUUUAUUGAUGAUCAUUAUAUUUCUAAAGGAAAUGUAACCCUUCCUUGGGAUUCAAUUUUAAAUGAAUUCAAAUACUUGAUAUAUAUAGAAAAUGAUUCAUUAUUUUAUUAUGCAAGUAAAUGUUAGAUUCUAGAGUCUAUUAUAAUUGAGCAAAAUUUAUAGAUUGUGUUAUUUCAUACUUUUAGGCAAUAUUCUAUUUUGAGUCAUAUUGAAAUAAAUUUGGAAACAUUUUCAUUUUCGUUUAUACCAUAAAAAUUUUUCAGAAAUGGAAUGGAAUAAGAUUUUUUAACAUUAGAAUUUUAUAAUAAAUGUAUUCUGAUUUUAAAAUCCAUUUAAAAUGUAAUUUACUUUUAUGAUUUGAAUUAAGAUUCAAAAUUUUAUGAUUAUAUCGGAAGACUUGAUUAAAAUAAUUAUUCUUAUUUCUCAUUGAAUACUACUCACUUUCUUGUUUUUUCAAAAACCACUAAAUAAAUAAAAAUAGGUGAACUUGGUUAUAAAAUUGACUUAAAAGACAAAAUAUCAAAUAACUAGACAUUUAAGUUAAUUGCAUUAAAUCAGGUAUCAUAAGCUCAUUGUAAUAUAACAAUUAUUAAUUAUAAUAGCUUGA
Messenger RNA from Paramecium sonneborni, 3757 nucleotides. The record is from the annotation of a GenBank genome assembly. NCBI's taxonomy places the organism in Eukaryota, Ciliophora, Oligohymenophorea, Peniculida, Parameciidae.